AUGGGUUUCAUCAAGCCCUUCGUUUCCCCAACUGAUAAACGCAUUGAAACUGCUCUAGUCACUAGCGGUCGCUCCUUCGAGAGACUUGGAGGGCCCCAAGAGGCGAUGCCCAGAGUUGUGAUGUAUACGAUUGCGUUCAGAGCCGGAGCUACGGAAUCACAAAUAAGCUCACUGGAGAACUUCGAGAACCGAGAUGUUCAUGUUCAAGUGUUCCGAGAAGCAGAACGUUCUAUUAAUCGGGACCAAAGUCCGGAUUCCAAGCCUGCAAUGGUCCUUAUGCGAGUUGGCGUUGGGCAAGAAUUGUGUAUAUUAAGGUCCGUCGAUAUCGAUUUCUGGAUCCAAUAUGCGGAUCCACCAGACGUCUUGAGGCUGCGGGCCCACCUAAAUUGGACACUGAAGGAUAUGCCGUACCCCCACGGGCACUAUCGCUCUGCCAUCGAGCUUUAUGGCAUCGAAGACAUGCCGACGGUCGUUCCGAACGUUCGGGACGAUACGGGGUCGUUAAUUCACCCAUCGGAGUACAGUCAGAAAAUCACAACGGCUAUGGUCGUAGCGGACGUCAACUUGUCACUAGGCCUGGCUCCUAUCUGGUUUUCCACCUUGCUACACUUAAGUUUCAUUUUGGAAAUAGUUCGGUCUGGUUUUUUUCCUUGUGCGUGGUGGUCGAGUAACAAACGAUCACGUCGUGACUGUUCGUAAAUUGCUAUUGGUCCGCAGCUGUACUAAACAACAUUGCACAUCAGUGGACCAGUGAACAGAUGUCAGAAUGGCAUUUACAUAAAGUAAUGUAUUGUUGAGCAUUAACAAUCAGG
Suillus clintonianus is the source of this 812-nucleotide messenger RNA. RefSeq lists its product as uncharacterized. Lineage: Eukaryota; Fungi; Basidiomycota; Agaricomycetes; Boletales; Suillaceae. Bases 1 to 699 code for a protein of 232 amino acids. The transcript is spliced from 7 exons. The record is from RefSeq and is a predicted model, not a curated record.